Cloeon dipterum is the source of this 935-nucleotide messenger RNA. RefSeq names its product probable methylthioribulose-1-phosphate dehydratase. NCBI's taxonomy places the organism in Eukaryota, Metazoa, Arthropoda, Insecta, Ephemeroptera, Baetidae. Gene Ontology annotation, molecular function: methylthioribulose 1-phosphate dehydratase activity; metal ion binding. Gene Ontology annotation, cellular component: cytoplasm. The record is from RefSeq and is a predicted model, not a curated record. The transcript has 4 exons. The coding region runs from base 142 to 849 and encodes 235 amino acids.
CUCCCAUCUGGUUUAUCAUUGUUGAUUGUUGUGUUUGUAAGCAAAACAAAAUCUCGUGGUUCGUGUCUUUGCAAUAAGACCUAGUGAUUAAUUUCAUUCUUUCAGUCAUUUUUAAAGAGGUGACAACACUUCAUACUAAAGAUGAGUUCGUCAGCACUCUCGUAUCAAGAUGGAAGUGAGCUGGAGCCCAAAGAAUUGAUACCCCAACUCUGCAGACUUUUCUACGGACUCGGAUGGGUAACUGGAUCAGGUGGUGGAAUCAGCAUUCGAAAGGGCGACCAAAUCUUUAUCGCCCCCUCCGGCGUGCAGAAAGAAUGUAUUCAGCCUGAAGACCUUUUCAUCCAGAACCUCGAAGGCGAGGACUUGUUAGUGCCGCCGCCGAGCAAGAAGCUGAAGAAAAGUCAAUGCACACCCCUUUUCAUGUGUGCCUACCGCCUACGAAACGCCCAAGCUGUAAUUCAUUCGCACUCAAAAAGCGCCGUCCUUGCCACCCUGAUCAGUGCAGGAAAUGAGUUCAGAUGCACUCACCUUGAAAUGAUAAAGGGUAUUUAUGACGCAAAGCUCGGACGUAACCUCAACUACAACGAGACUUUGGUGGUGCCCAUUGUCGAAAACACGCCCUUCGAAGCCGACCUGGAAACCAGCCUCGCCGCUGCCAUGGAAAAAUACCCUGGCACGUCAGCGGUAUUAGUGCGUCGCCACGGUUUCUAUGUCUGGGGUAAUUCCUGGCAGCAAGCGAAAGUUAUGGCUGAAUGCUACGAUUACCUCUUUGACGUUGCGGUCCAGAUGAAGCAGCUGGGCCAGGAUGCGUCUGUCGCUCCGGAGGAGAAAAGCAAUGGACAUGACUAAUGUGAUUGGGGGAGUUUUAAUUCAAAAUAUAGUGAUAUAUUUCCUAAGUUGGAUCGUUUGACGUAAUAAAAUUAAUCAAAAAAGCA